AAACCCGGCCCAGAUUCAUUUCGUUUACCAGUUCUUCGUUUUCGUUUCAUCAGAAAAGAAGAGUGUAUCCUGUGGAAGCAGACUUGCGUCAAGUCUUGUUUGAUUUCUCCUUCUCCUAAUCAAUCCCAAUUCAGAAACUUUUCAUCCCAAUUCCAAUUUCCCAAUAAAAAAUUCUACGAAUUUCUCAAUUUUCAAUCCCAACAACUAUUUCUUCCACACCGUCACAAUCACAACCUCACACCUUCAAUUUUUUUUUUCAAUCUUCAAUCCAUUUUCUCACCAAAGGGUUUCUCUUGAUUUCACUUUCUCUGUUAUUUCUUCUCAAUUUGCCUCUGCCACGUGAAAUUCUCUUGAUCAAAUUCAAAGGUGUGAACUUGAACGUGUUGGAACUGUGUCACAAUGGGAACACACACGUUACUGAAACUAUUAUUGUUUUCUCUCAUCAUAUUUCAUGGUGUUGAUGCUUCUUUUGUUAGGAGCUUCAGAAAGUUAAUUGAUUCAAAUCCAAUAAAGGAUUCUCCAGAUCCAAACAACACAGUUGGUGAAGAGAAAAAGAAAGAAGAGACCCCAUCUUCUACCAAUGAUAAUAAAAUUGAUGCUAAUGUUUCAUCUGUUCCACCACCACAGUCUUCACAUAAAGUGGAGAAUAACAGUGAUGUAAAUCAAAAGGAGAACAAUAGUACUACUAAUACACCUCUUCCUGUUACUGCUACUACACCUCCUCCUCCUGUUCCUGUUCCUGUUCCUGUUACUGCUACUACACCUCCUCCUCCUCCUGUUCCUGCAGCUGCACCUCCUGUUCCUGUUCCUGCAACUGCACUACCUCCUGUGCCCAAAAAAACUGAAGAUGGGGUUAAUGAGGGAAAGGAUCAGGAAGAAAAGAAGGGUAAAGAUGAGGAGAUUAAAUUUUCGCAUUCUACAACGAAUGACACUUGUGAUGGACUAAAUACUUGCACAGAUGAUGGGGCCAUGGCUGCUUGCAUUUCUAUUAAGGAUUCCAAAAACUUGGUUGUUCUUCUUCGAAAUAGAGGGGACGGCUCUAUCAAAGUGAAGCUUCGCAGUGAUUAUGAAAGUAACCUUGGAGAUGUAGAGGUUGACAAGAAUAAAACAGAGAAGGUCACUAUCAAUCGAAUUAAUAGCGAAAAUACCCAACUGACUUUGGAUGCUGGAAAAGGGGAUUGCGUGCUUCACACGGCUACUCCCAUACCUGAGGAGAGUUAUUUUCUGCACUUUCCUUCUUAUGACAAGAUUUUAACGCCAAUAAACGGCGCCUAUUUCCUCAUAUUCACAGUAUUAGUCUUUGGAGGUAUAUGCGCUUGUUGCAUGUUCAGGAAGAAACAUCGCGACGAGAUCCCAUAUCAAGAGCUCGAAAUGGCGUUGCCCGAGUCUGCUUCAGCUACCAAUAUAGAAUCUGCUGAAGGUUGGGAUCAAGUUUGGGACGAUGAUUGGGACGACAAUGUAGCGGUGAAAUCGCCAUCAGUACGUCAUGCAGGAAGCAUCUCGGCAAAUGGCCUUACUGCUAGAUCCUUAAACAAAGAUGGAUGGGAAGAUAACUGGGAUGAUUAGUUUUAAAAAGGGAAAAAGAAAUAAGGGAAAGGAAUAUUAACUUCAAAGGCUGGGAAUGAUAUGAUAGAAAAUGCAAACAUAGUUAGGGAGGGAUGUGACAAAUGUGGUUGUGCUAGUGCUAGUGCUUAAAUUAAAGUAUAUCCUAGCAAAGAGACCAAAAAAAGAAAGAGAGAAGUAUCAUAGUUUUCAGCACAUUGGAAUUUUAAGCUUGAACAUGUAAUAGUGAAUGCCCUGCCUCAAAAUAGAGACAAAGGAAACUGUGUAAAUGAAAUAUAGAAGCUAAAGUUUUUUUUUU
Lathyrus oleraceus (garden pea) is the source of this 1861-nucleotide messenger RNA. RefSeq lists its product as uncharacterized. Bases 400 to 1566 code for a protein of 388 amino acids. NCBI's taxonomy places the organism in Eukaryota, Viridiplantae, Streptophyta, Magnoliopsida, Fabales, Fabaceae. The transcript is spliced from 4 exons. The record is from RefSeq and is a predicted model, not a curated record.